UCUAACCGAUGGAAGGCAAGAGGAGGGAGAGAAGCGGGUAGAUGGCAGUUUAUAUGUGAAAGACAACAGCGGUGCAGUUCCUUGUGAGUUGGGCAUAUGUGCCACAGAAGGGCCAUCGAUCAGGAGGGUAUGUGGAGAUCCUGGCAGACCCGGUACCAGUGAAUCCUGUACCAGAGAGGAUAGUUAAUGCAAUCACUGUUAUCUACCCAGCGCCAGCUAUGCAGCUGCUCAUCACCAGGGUUCCAUGUCGGAAGAGAGCAAAGCUGAACGUGGCGGGUGAGCUAGCCAGACUCAGCUCCCUCCUCUGUAUCAACCACAAGACAUUCUUCUUCCUCUUCCUGAAGUGCUUUACCUCAGCUGCUUGUGUCCCUGUGCUGGUACAGAAACCUGCCCAGCUUGCCUGGCAUCAUGUGCUGAAGCUGGGCCAUGGCUAUGUGCUGACAGCACUGAGCAUGUCUGGCCUGAAGAUGUCUGGGCAUAAAGUAUUUGUCACCAGCUUCUCCUCGUGCCUCCGGCCCUACCAUGCAGAACAAGUAAAGGAACAGCCACUGGAUGGUGGCUGGCAGGAAGGCCCAAUUCAGCCAGUGUGUCCCCAGGCCUCUGUGCAGCUCAGCAGCCUCCUGGAGCUGAGAUAUGAGGAUAAGAGGCCAGUAUUGACCAAAGAAUCCAAGAUCCUGUCAUAUGUGGGAACCAUCACCCGAGUACUAAAUGCUCAGGCUGGCCUCUAUGAGCUAGAUAAUAAGGUCUGCCUGUGCCUUGCUUACCAACAGCUCUUGUACUUUGCCCGUGGUCUCCGACCAGGAGCAUGUGUGGAGCUUCGAGAUAUCCACCUUCUGCAGAAGCCCCUGGGCUCGUUCCAUUCCAUUGUGCUUGGUGCCUGCUUGCACAGUACUGUACUCCUCAAGGAUUUUUCAAGGCUCAGCACCUUCCACCAGCCUGUAGCCUCCUCAGGAAAUCUCUACUUAGAGCUCCUCUUCCGCUAUAACCUCAGCCUGCCACUCUACCUGUGGGUGGUGAGCCUAAUAGAGAUGCUGGAGCAGAGAUUUAGCCCUUUCUUUGGGCGUCGGCAGCUGUUGCUGUUUUCCAAGCACCAAAGCCCAGGAGUAGCUGAGAAGUUUCUUGUACCCCUCCUGGAUGCUGUGGUGCCUUCCAAGAACCAGGCCAGAAAUAUAUAUAGUGAGAUCCUAGGAGAAAUUCACGAGUGUCCCCUGCAUCAGUAUCAGCCCCUGGAGCCUCCAUGCCAGGCCCCAGCUCUCUCUCUGCUGUGCUCUAUGGCUGAGAAGAAGAGCUUGGAAACCUUUUGCCCAUCCCAAUUGCUGUUGCCCCUUGAUGCCCAGCACAUGGGCACCCAGGAGCUGAAUUGCAGACUAGCCUGGUCCUACAGCACAUUCUCUGCAGAGAGUUUCCAGCCCCGAAUGGUGUUGCUAGGGGUGCUGAGAGUCUCCUCCAAGAGCAGCUCCCUUCAGCUGCAAGACCAUAGUGGUGUGCUCCCCUGUGUGAUAUGUCGCAGGGAUGGCAGCCCCUUCGCAGACACAGCGCUCAUAGGGUCGCUUCUGCAGGUAGAAACCUACCAGCUUGUUGUGGAGAUGUUCCUUCAAAGUGAUUUUCCCUCCUGGGAGCAGCUGCUGAAUUUAGAGCAUGUGAGGGAGAAGAAAACAAGUCUAUACGUGCAGUUCUACUUUGAAGAUGCGCAGAUUCUCAGCCAUCCAAAACCACUAACUGGGGAGCGACCUGCAAGCAGGGGCAGUCUGUGUCUGGGGAAGAAGGAUGAUGGUAACCCAAAAGUUGAGCUAGACUCGCCAGAUGCAAAGGUGCCAAAAUUGGAGGGGACCGAGGCAGGAACCAGCAGCAAAGAAUAUUGUGCAAGAGACCCAGGCAGCACUAGCAGAGCCAGCUGCGUGUCUCGUCUUUUCCUGGUCACCCAGAAAGAGGGGCUCAUGCCCCGCAACUACAUGCCAUCAGGGGAAGGACAUGAAGAGAAACAGGAGCUGCAGCCUAGCUUCCAGGCCACUGCGGUGUGGAUGGGCAAACCUCGGCUAUGGGCAAAUCCCAGAGAAAUCAGGAGCUUGCCAGAGUCAGAGCAGACCACUGACCACAUGGAGGGCAGUGAGACACAGCAGAGAGUGCUGCUGCUCUUCAUGGGGAAAUCAAGCCGAUGGUUUCCAGUCCUGCACCCCAAUGGGCUGUACCAGAUUGUUGUGCCCCACUGCACGGACUUGGGCGUGUUCAAGCAGCUCUGUCUCCCGCCAGUGCCAGAGAGGGUCCUGGACCAGUCAUGCUGCCCCUCCUGUCUGUCUGUCCCAGAUACCUGGCACUUACAGCAUGAAACCUGGAUCUCCUGUCUGGCUUACCCCCAGCUGGUGCCAGAGUCAGUGCUACUAAGCAUGGGGCAGAGAGUCUCCUCCAUCCCAGAUCUAUUCAGCCCCAGGUUUACAGGUUCCCUUGUCUCUUUCUGUGGUGAAAUAGUGGAAAGGGCCUCAUGUAUACCUAUCAAGUACGAGAGACAGUCUGCAUCUUCCAACACCCAAGGCCACAAAGAAAGCCUCCUGCCCUCGGCCUACAAUGUGAAGCUAAGCGUCAUCGCUGCUCCUGGCUCCUCCUUCGUGCUCAGUGUUUACAUUACCACCACCUUUCUGAAACAUCUGCGGGGCUUGCUGCCUGGGGCCAAGAUCCUCUUCCAGAACCUGGAGCGCAAAAUCUCCAGAUUCCACAAUGUGUAUUGCACCUACGUUGCCUCCAGUUGCAUCCGCAUCAUAGCUCUGCCAGUCCCCGGCGUGCUUCUUCCUCCCAGCCCCAAGGGUGCAGCCUCAUCCCCCCCGCUCGUGCUCUUGUCUAGCCUGCUACUUCAGCCCUGCAGCCUGUCCCACGCCCAGGCUUUCUGCCAUCUCUCCCAUGUCUUAGCACUGUCCCUGCACUGGAUCUGCUCCCUCUGCUGCAGCAUCUUCAGAGAGGGGAGAUGUACCCGACAGAGCCCACCCUGUCCAUCAUACACAGGAGUGAGUCAAGCCAGUGCUCGGAUCCUGGUGGAAGAUGGAACCGGGGAGGCCCUGGUGCAGUGCAGGAACCAGCAAGUGGUGGCAGCCUUAGGCCUAAACUCUGCAGAGUGGGAAGCUGUCCAGAGCUGUGUGCAAAGCCGGGGCAGCAUUUCCAUCCAGCUUGGGGGAACUAGUGCUGGGACUGCAUGUGUGGAGGAGCCUGACGAUCUUCUUGUCUGGUACCUGAGGAGCUUGUGUAGGAGCCCUGUUGCUUGCCGGCCCAUUCUGCUAACUUUCAGCCUCGACAGGAAGCCCUCAAAGAUUCCUCAGCCUGUUACACUGCAGCUGAGAAGAUUCCUGGGCACAGAGGUGGAAUUUAUGUCUCAGGUGGGACCUCGCCCAAUUCUGACAAGUCUCAAUAUCCAGGAGGCAGAACAUAAAGUCUUAUCCUAUCUGAACAGGAAGAGGACGCUCAGCCUGAGACAUGGCCCCUUGCCUAUAUCCACAGAGGACACAUAAGGAGGACUCCAGUAUAGUCUGGCAGCACUUGGGAGCUCAGCAAGCGCAGUGGCCCUGCAGUUGGGGCUGUGAGUGUCGGUAGGACUUGGAAUCAGUAUUUAAAAUGUGUGGGAUUGCAAAGUGUCCAUGGAUUGCGUUUUUCCCGAAUGCUGUCUUUCUGGGUCUCGGGCAGCUGACCAAAGUCCAGCUUCUGGGAAGGGCAGGUGCUCAGCUCUUCCACAAAGUCAGCCACUAGCUUAGACCCAGAGUGCAGGCUGUACAUGUUUCAGAGGAGCGUGAUGUAAAUAAAACUGUUUAAUAACACC
Messenger RNA from Gavialis gangeticus (Gharial), 3799 nucleotides. RefSeq names its product CST telomere replication complex component 1 (gene CTC1). Gene Ontology annotation, biological process: positive regulation of DNA replication; telomere maintenance via telomere lengthening. NCBI's taxonomy places the organism in Eukaryota, Metazoa, Chordata, Crocodylia, Gavialidae. The transcript has 22 exons. Gene Ontology annotation, molecular function: telomeric repeat DNA binding; single-stranded DNA binding. The record is from RefSeq and is a predicted model, not a curated record. The coding region runs from base 219 to 3494 and encodes 1091 amino acids. Gene Ontology annotation, cellular component: CST complex.